AUGCCUUCAGCACGAGAACCAUCGGAGAAGAAGACCUCGUCCAAGACAAAAUCAGCAUCCUCAUCCGACAAAGCCCAAACCCACAAACUCCAACUCAAAGGCAGCUCCAAACUCGUCACCGAGUUCUUCGAGUUCGCCUGCAACACCAUCCUCUUCCAACGCGGUGUCUACCCACCAGAAGACUUCGCGCCCGUCAAGAAAUAUGGCCUCAAUAUGAUGGUCUCAAUCGACGACCAAGUCAAAGUCUACGUCAAGAAGAUCAUGUCCCAACUCAGUAAAUGGAUGCAGAAGUCGAAGAUCUCUAAACUCGUGAUUGUUGUCACCAGCAAGGAGACAGGCGAGCACGUUGAGAGGUGGCAGUUUGAUGUCAACAUCUUCCAGGACGAGAGCAAGAAGAAGCGCGCUACUGCGAGUGGCGACAAGGAGAAUUCUGUGCCCGUGGCAGAGGAGGGCCAGCCAGUGGAGAAGGAGAAAUCAGAGGGCGAGGUGCAGGCAGAAAUCCAGGCGUUGUUCAGGCAGAUUACGGCGAGUGUGUCGUUUCUGCCCAUGCUGGAUGGCAAUUGCACGUUCAAUGUGUUGGUCUAUGCGGAUGCGGACAGUGAGGUGCCGCUGGAGUGGGGAGACAGCGAUGCGAAGGAGGUCAAGAACGCAGAGAAGGUGAUGCUCCGGAGUUUCUCGACGAACUCGCAUCGCAUAGACACGAUGGUGUCAUACCGGUUGGCGGAUUGA
This is a messenger RNA of Fulvia fulva, 729 nucleotides long. RefSeq names its product Mitotic spindle checkpoint component mad2. Gene Ontology annotation, cellular component: cytoplasm; kinetochore; nucleoplasm. NCBI's taxonomy places the organism in Eukaryota, Fungi, Ascomycota, Dothideomycetes, Mycosphaerellales, Mycosphaerellaceae. The transcript is spliced from 2 exons. The record is from RefSeq and is a predicted model, not a curated record. Gene Ontology annotation, biological process: mitotic spindle assembly checkpoint signaling. The coding region runs from base 1 to 729 and encodes 242 amino acids.